UAGACAUCCUGGGAGCCAAGAGUGAAGUAGUCUACAUCAGAACCAGCCCCUCAGAGCCGUCCAUGCCCCUGGAUGUGAGAACAUACUCUAACUCCUCUACCAACCUGGUGGUCCGCUGGUCUCCCCCUGCCUCCCCCAACGGGAACCACACCUAUUACCUGGUCCGCUGGCAGCAACAGGCUGAAGACAGAGAGCUAUACCAACACAACUACUGCUCUAAAGAACUGAAGAUCCCGGUCCGUAUAGCUGCUACCGGGUUGACUGACAUGGAGGAGGACCUGAAGCCUACUAAACCAGACGUUGGUGGGGGGGACAAGGGGCCGUGCUGUCCCUGUCCUAAAUCUGUAGGAGACCUGGAGGCAGAAGCAGCUGACGCUUCAUACAGAAAAGUCUUUGAGAACUUCUUACACAACUCUAUCUUUACCCCCAGACCUCCAGACCGGCGCCGUCGGGAUCUAUUUGGCGUGGCUAACCGUACCAUCCACCGUGGUGUGACCGCCUACCCUAACGCCACGUCACCUGACCUUUGGGCCAACGCUACAGAGGCAGAGUUAGCGGACAGGGAGUAUGACUUCGUAGAGUGGGCAGUCAGCGAGCGGGAGCUGCAGAUAUCCGGUCUGCAGCCGUUCACGGUUUACCGGAUCGACAUCCACGCCUGUAACCAACAGGUGAAACGCUGCAGCGCGGCAGAGUUCGUCUUCUCCAGGACCAAACCUGCAGAGAAGGCGGAUGACAUUCCAGGCCCAGUGAUCUGGACUGGAGAGGAUGAUUCUGUGUUCCUCCGCUGGCCUGAACCCUCGUCCCCCAACGCACUCAUCCUCAUGUAUGAGAUCAAGUUCAGACUGGGCACUGAGUCAGAGAAGCAUGAGUGUGUGUCUCGCCAGCUGUAUCGAGAGCAGCAUGGUGCCAGGCUCAGUAACCUUGGAUCUGGUAACUACUCUGCCCGGGUCAGAGCCACCUCCCUGGCUGGCAACGGAUCCUGGACUGAACCCAUCUCCUUCUAUGUAGUACAGGCCCAACGUUAUGAGAACUCUCUCUACAUCAUGAUCUUUGUUCCCAUGGUAGCAGUCCUGAUCAUCUGUCUCCUAGCCACGUUCACCAUCAUCAACAGGAAGAAGAACAGUGACAGACUGGGGAAUGGAGUUCUGUACGCAUCAGUCAACCCUGAAUACUUCAGCGCUGCAGAGAUGUAUAUACCAGAUGAAUGGGAGGUGUUGAGGGAGAAGAUCACGAUGAACAGAGAGCUUGGUCAGGGGUCGUUUGGCAUGGUGUACGAGGGCGUUGCUAAGGGAGUAGUCAAGGACGAGCCAGAGACGUGUGUGGCCAUUAAGACGGUGAACGAGUCUGCCAGCAUGAGAGAGAGAAUAGAGUUCCUCAAUGAAGCCUCUGUCAUGAAGGAGUUCAACUGUCAUCACGUGGUGCGUCUGCUGGGUGUGGUUUCCCAGGGCCAGCCCACCUUGGUCAUCAUGGAGCUGAUGACUAAAGGAGAUCUGAAGAGCCACCUGAGGUCACUACGGGCUAAAGAUCCGUCCCAGUCCUACAGUCUCAACCUCCCUCCUCUGAAGAAGAUUAUUCAGAUGGCUGGGGAGAUAGCUGACGGGAUGUCUUAUCUCAACGCUAACAAGUUUGUCCACAGAGACCUGGCCGCCAGGAACUGUAUGGUGGCAGACGACUACACCGUCAAGAUAGGUGAUUUUGGUAUGACCAGAGACAUCUAUGAGACAGACUACUACCGUAAAGGAGGAAAGGGGUUGCUGCCGGUCCGAUGGAUGUCCCCCGAGUCCCUUAAAGAUGGAGUGUUCACCACCACCUCUGAUGUCUGGUCUUUUGGGGUGGUGUUAUGGGAGAUAGCCACACUAGCAGAGCAGCCCUACCAGGGGAUGUCCAAUGAGCAGGUGCUGCGCUUCGUUAUGGACGGAGGACUGCUAGACAAACCAGACAACUGCCCAGACAUGCUGUUUGAGUUAAUGCGUAUGUGUUGGCAGUACAACCCUAAGAUGCGUCCGUCGUUUCUGGAGAUCAUUAACAGCAUCAAGGAGGAGCUGGACCCACCGUUCAGAGAGAUGAGUUUCUUUUACAGCGAAGAGAACAAGCUUCCAGACACAGAGGAGUUAGACAUGGAGGUAGAGAACAUGAAGAAUGUUCCUUUAGGCCCAGCUGCCUCUUCACGGCCCCCCAUCCCCUGCCCCCCCACCAGCUCCGGGUCCGCCCUGCCCAACCAGCCCCCUCCUCCCCCCUCCCAACAGACAUCAGCCUCCACGGCCCCCGACGAUCCAUUAACGCUGGGCUCCACCCCCCCUUCAGCCCAGUCCUCUGGGCAGGUUCAGCCCCAGGCUCCCUCGUCCCCCUGCUCCCCAGCCCUCGGGGCCACCAGCCAGGCCUGCUGCUCCCGAGUGGCCCCUGGCCCCUCCUCAGCCCAGAGCUCAGGGGCUUCAGGACAGGUGGAGUCCAACGGCCCGGAGGCGGUCGCCCAGGUCCUGCUGCGACCAGCCUUCAAUGGCUCACCGCCCUACGCACACAUGAACGGAGUGAGGAAGAAGGAACGUGCCAUGCCCCUCCCACAGUCCUCGGCCUGCUGAUCCUAGUGGACCUCUCUCCAUCCCUCAUCCCUCUUUUCUAAAGAGCUUGGUGGACUCCUCUGUGGUGGGACUCCUCUGUGGUGGGACUCCUCUGUGGUGGGACUCCUACUUUUUCAUUCUGUUAUUGUAUUGACAUUUCUAUCAACUGCCUGAUAUAAAGCACCUCCUGCUGAGGCCUGCUGGGAGGACCCUGAACCACAACCUGAACAACUGUGUUUUUUACAUAUAUUCCUUUAGGCCCAGCUACCUUUAUAUAUAAAACGCAAGUCUGUUGUUCAGGAAGGUUUCUGGUUACCGCUACCAGUCAAAAGUUUGGACACACCUACUCAUUCAAGGGUUUUUCUUAAUGUUUACUAUUUUCUACAUUGUAGAAUAAUAGUGAAGACAUCAAAACCA
This is a messenger RNA of Oncorhynchus kisutch (coho salmon), 2975 nucleotides long. Its product is annotated as insulin-like growth factor 1 receptor. Gene Ontology annotation, molecular function: insulin receptor activity; ATP binding; insulin receptor substrate binding. The coding region runs from base 63 to 2579 and encodes 838 amino acids. Gene Ontology annotation, biological process: positive regulation of phosphatidylinositol 3-kinase/protein kinase B signal transduction; regulation of JNK cascade; insulin-like growth factor receptor signaling pathway. The record is from RefSeq and is a predicted model, not a curated record. NCBI's taxonomy places the organism in Eukaryota, Metazoa, Chordata, Actinopteri, Salmoniformes, Salmonidae. The transcript is spliced from 14 exons. Gene Ontology annotation, cellular component: insulin receptor complex; axon; plasma membrane.